Messenger RNA from Ilyonectria robusta, 1203 nucleotides. RefSeq lists its product as uncharacterized. The record is from RefSeq and is a predicted model, not a curated record. NCBI's taxonomy places the organism in Eukaryota, Fungi, Ascomycota, Sordariomycetes, Hypocreales, Nectriaceae. Bases 854 to 1072 code for a protein of 72 amino acids. The transcript has a single exon.
GUGGUGGAGAGACGGGCCCGCCGAAGGACCCCCGUCGCCCCCACACCUCGAGUGACCCUAGGGACUUGCUUCUUCGGCCUUGCUUCGACGGUGCUUCGACCGGGCUUCGACCCUCGUCUCCAUGAAGAUUGAUGCCAUAGAAUGAGAGGCUCACCGAGACUGCUCACAUCUGAGUUGGAUUCCAUUCCCUCAAAGUCCGGGUAUCUAACCCCCCGAUUAGUGUCUAGCUGGCGCCAAGUAUGGCAACACAUAUCGAGUCACGGAGCAGUGGAGUAAGUCAUGGAGCAACCACCGCCCCCAGUCUCGUGGAGAGCUGAAGGUACUGUAUCUACACCCGAUGCUAUCAAAGUACCGGACUCCAGGCAUCCGAGCGAGUUUACCCGGCCGAUAGUCCACAACGUGAGGUGACUUCUGGACGCCCCUUGGCCACGUCAACUCCCUCUCCACGUAUCAAUACUGUCAAUAUUGAAACUCAAAGGCCCGGCUAAUCUACACCCCGGAUUUCCCAAAUGCCAUCGUCAUUGGCCUAGCUUGCACGCAUACCUAUCUCGUCACCACCAUGAAUAUUGGUACCGAGGGCGUUUUGGUACGUUCCGGUUCCUUUUAUUCACUCCCCUCGCCUUGCGACCCGCCACUCUUGGUACUGUCCGGUGGGCAAUAAUGCGGACAUGGGGCCGGGGUAUCGCCUAGCUUAGUCCCCGGAUUGUGGGCGAUGGUGAUAAAUCCUGCAUCAGCGUGCUCUGUUCUACGUCACGGGCCUUUUUCCAGUUCCCAAAGAGUGCAUCGAUGAUAGGCAGGCAAGGGAAUUGUGGCAAUGCUUGAUACUGUGUGACUUAGAUGACUACUCGACUGGAUGCCUAAACCACUGCGGCGUACAUGGCCACGUUGGGUGGCUUGUAUGUCACUUACCGCUCGGGAUAAACGGGCUAUGCUAAUCACGUUGUGUCUCAAGUCGCUUCCCUCCAAAGGUGGUUAUGUUUUAAUGUAUUUUCUUGGUCGCAGUGCUAGUCCACGUCCAAAUUCGUUUGCUUCUACUACAACUCCAGGUGCAAGCUUUGUUCCGCCCAUGUGACAGCUCCUCAUCCACAGUCAGCCGCAGUCCGCCACAGCCUGAUCGGAAACACGGAAUUGAUUGGGCGAGAUGCGCAACAAGUUCCUCGUUCUUGAUUGAUCGCUCAGCUCAGCCUCGAAUCCAGGACGAAU